Messenger RNA from Anopheles maculipalpis, 951 nucleotides. Its product is annotated as insulin-like growth factor-binding protein complex acid labile subunit. Gene Ontology annotation, molecular function: protein binding. The transcript is spliced from 2 exons. The record is from RefSeq and is a predicted model, not a curated record. NCBI's taxonomy places the organism in Eukaryota, Metazoa, Arthropoda, Insecta, Diptera, Culicidae. Bases 1 to 951 code for a protein of 316 amino acids.
AUGUUGAUGUAUUUAUUGGUAAUUUUGGGAGCGACAGGAUGUCUACCGAUGUGCAGUGGACGAGCAGUACCACACCAUAGACUUCGUGGAGCAGGUAUUGGACGGCUACAGAAUACGACACUCACCAAUGCCACGCUGUCCCCGAUAGGGCAGCUGGGUGGCGAAGUGUUCUUGGAGGGUUGUCAAAUAGAGAACUUUGGUCCGACACUGUUCGGAAUGUUGCAGCGGAUAAGCUGUCUGACGCUUCGCGGUGGAUUCAUUCCCACCGUUACAUUUCAUUCGCACACGCUCGAUACGCUCGUGAUCGAUGCGACGGGUUUGCAGCUGUUUGAUGUGCUUCCUUCUGAGGUUGCUUACACAAGGCUGCGCAUUCUUCAGAUUACACGCACCAACUUGAAACACCUUACGCCGCACGUAUCACUGUUGGUGGGUCUUAAACGGUUGGACCUAUCCCAGAACCAACUAACCUACGUCGAUCUGGAUGUGCUGGGUGCGAUGCAACGGCUGCGAGAUCUCGAUCUGUCUGUGAAUAGGAUUGUCCGAUUGGACGCUUCGCCCGAGCUGCAGCUGGCGGGCCUCCGCAACCUCUGGGUCAGCUAUAACCGAUUGCGUACGUUCGGGGCUUUCCCGGGUGCGUUCCCGGCACUUGACACGGUGCGAUUGAUAGGCAAUGCGUGGCACUGUUCAUGGGUGGAUCGAGCGCGGGCCAACAUUAUACGUCACGGGAUCACGGCUUUCGGGGCUGAUUACGAUUGUCCGGGCGAGCGCCAGGGUGGACUUUGCUGUUACGCUGAUGACGCGCUCGGUGAGGAAGAAGCGCAGCCGACGACGACGCUUGAGAUCACGAUCGGAACGCAGCCGGCCGAUGGCGAUGAUCUCACGCUGCGGGAAUCGAACCGAAGCACGGAACCGAUAGGAGUACGGUACGGUGAGGUGGAGAUCUUUCUGUGA